Messenger RNA from Exophiala bonariae, 780 nucleotides. RefSeq lists its product as uncharacterized. Gene Ontology annotation, cellular component: membrane; signal peptidase complex. Gene Ontology annotation, biological process: protein targeting to ER. NCBI's taxonomy places the organism in Eukaryota, Fungi, Ascomycota, Eurotiomycetes, Chaetothyriales, Herpotrichiellaceae. The transcript has a single exon. The record is from RefSeq and is a predicted model, not a curated record. The coding region runs from base 1 to 780 and encodes 259 amino acids.
AUGCACAGCACUGCCAAUCGCUUGCAAUCUACCUUUGGGUACUUCACAACAUGUGCCUUUGCUCUGGCGGCCAUCAUUGCUGUGCUCUCUCUAGUACCCAUCCCGUCUCCAGCCUCCUCUCCUAGCGCAUCCAUCUCCGUCCGCAACGUUCAAGUGGUCAAGGGAAGGCCGCAUUACUAUUCCGAGAAGCGUGAGGAGUAUGCCCAAAUCCGAUUUGACCUUGAUGCGGACCUCUCGAGCCUGUUCACUUGGAACACGAAGCAGCUGUUUGUCUACAUUACCGUGAACUAUCCCAGUGCCAAGGACGGCAACAGUGGAAUGUCCGAGGCCGUUAUUUGGGAUACAAUCAUACCGACGACUGCUACGCCCUACUCGUGGCAGAGUCUGAAGCAGAAGUACUUUCCAGAGAAGAAAAAGUCCAAGAGCAAGAGCAGAAAGACACCUGCUGCCAAGGCCAAAACCACCGAUCUCACCAAACCCGGGGUACUCUCCUUGAAGAACCAGAAACCCAAAUACCAAGUCACAGAUCCAAGUGGUGUGCUCAGUGAAAGAGGAAACGCCACUCUACAAGUGAGCUGGAACGUUCAGCCUUGGGUAGGUGCUCUAAUAUGGGACAAGGGCUACCUGGGCGAUCGGCUGGGAAAAUGGGACGCUGGUCGGGUUGGUCGGAGCGAAAUCUUUGAAUUUCAUCCCCUGAAAUCAAAGCCGGAAGUUGUCAGGGACAAAAAUGGGCCGAAGACUCCUCCAGCGGGCUCUGCUGCUCCUGCCGUUGAGAUUUAG